CUACUCGACAAUGGCGGACGCCUGAUUUCUUUCCACUUCUUAAAUACUGCUUCAUCUCUCUCUCCUCAUUCUCCACUUCCCGGCUUCUGCGCUCUCCUCCUCGCUUCCCUUGUCUUCCCCUCGGCGCCACCAUGGGAGACGCUCCUGAUUCUGGAAUGGACGCCGUCCAGAAGCGCCUCAUGUUCGAGGACGAGUGCAUUUUAGUUGACGAGAAUGAUCGUGUUGUUGGUCAUGAAUCAAAGUAUAAUUGUCACUUGAUGGAAAAUAUCGAAUCCAAAAACUGGCUGCAUCGAGCUUUUAGCGUCUUUUUAUUCAACUCCAAAUAUGAAUUGCUUCUUCAGCAACGAUCUGCGACAAAGGUGACGUUUCCGCUUGUGUGGACGAACACUUGCUGCAGCCACCCAUUGUAUAGAGAAUCUGAACUAAUUGAAGAGAAUGCCCUUGGUGCAAGGAAUGCUGCACAGAGGAAGCUUUUGGACGAACUCGGUAUUCCUGCCGAAGAUGUCCCAGUCGACCAGUUCACCCCCCUCGGUCGUAUGCUAUACAAGGCCCCCUCUGAUGGCAAAUGGGGCGAGCACGAAUUGGAUUAUCUGUUGUUCAUUGUGCGAGAUGUGAAUGUGAACCCGAACCCAGACGAGGUGGCGGAUGUGAAGUACGUGAACAAGGAGGAGUUGAAGGAGCUGCUGAGAAAAGCAGAUGCCGGAGAAGAAGGGCUGAAGCUAUCACCAUGGUUCAGGCUUGUUGUGGACAAUUUUCUGUUCAAAUGGUGGGAUCAUGUGGAGAAGGGAACUCUCAAGGAAGCUGCUGACAUGGAAACUAUUCACAAGUUGACUUGAAAAAAAAAAAAAAAAAUCCCAUCCUUAUUUGGGUGAACAAAUCCCUUCUUUGUGUUAGUUUCUGAAACCCUGUCUUUGUCUCAGCUUAAAUUUCCAAUAAUAUCUGGACUUUUUAUGGUUA
Messenger RNA from Momordica charantia (bitter melon), 957 nucleotides. RefSeq names its product isopentenyl-diphosphate Delta-isomerase 1, chloroplastic. Gene Ontology annotation, biological process: isoprenoid biosynthetic process; isopentenyl diphosphate biosynthetic process. The record is from RefSeq and is a predicted model, not a curated record. Gene Ontology annotation, molecular function: isopentenyl-diphosphate delta-isomerase activity. NCBI's taxonomy places the organism in Eukaryota, Viridiplantae, Streptophyta, Magnoliopsida, Cucurbitales, Cucurbitaceae. Gene Ontology annotation, cellular component: cytoplasm.